Molecule: messenger RNA, 24797 nt
Organism: Caenorhabditis auriculariae
Lineage: Eukaryota; Metazoa; Nematoda; Chromadorea; Rhabditida; Rhabditidae
Source: the annotation of a GenBank genome assembly
AUGUCAACGACGUCGUUGCAUCAUGCGCCGAAGAAGCCGAAACGAAGCGAGGUUAGUCGAGUGGCUAAGGAGAAUGUCCAGGGCUCGAAGGGUUGUUGGUUCAAGUCCACUGGAGGGCAUUUGGCUUCUUUUGAUUGAAGUUUGGAGAAAAUAAAUGAUAGAAACUAUGAUUCUGAAGCAUCAGAGAAUCAUAUAAACUUUACUUUUGAAGUUGAAGGUGUAUCAAAGUUUUUCUCUUAAGAAAAAAACAAUAGAAAUGAAGCAAUCAAAUCAAAAAAAGCUUUCUACGUGAAUUUAUGGCAAGAUUUAGAAAUGAAAACUGAAAAUCGAGUUUCAAAUAGGUUUCAACGGCUGAUUAAAAGAUAAGGUCCUGGUUGCAAAAUUCAAUUUAGAGUACGUCUUGCUCUAAAAUAAAUUCGAAAAAUAGGAAAAUUUUCUGCCGAUUAUUGAUAAGAGCUAAAUAUUCGUAAAGGCUCGAAAAAAUUUAGUAAAGAAAAAAAAAGAGCGAAAAUCCUAAUUUUCUCCACGAAAGUGGUAGUUUGCAUGUUUCGAAGCUAUAACUAGAUCAGAAUGCAGUUUUUCUCGAUGCUAUGUGAAAAGGAAAUAAUGAGUUUCCUACGUUCCUUAGUAAUAAGACGGAAAAAGAUCGAAAAUCUCCCUAGCGCUAUAAUAAAAACAGGUAAAUUCGCUGAGCUUCGUACCUUCUAAAACUAAAAUUGCCUUUAUAAAGCUUCAAAAAAAAAAAAAUCUUUUCCAGAUGCUUCAAAGGACCGAGGAAGAUUCUGUGACGGAUCCCAGUUCAGGGAUUUCGACAGAAGAUCCGUCGAUUCUGGAAGUGACUUCCAGCGAAGACACGUCUUCCACGUUGUUUUUCGUGAGAAUCCAACCGACCGACGUCGAUCCGCCGACCAAAAAAGAGAUCGAGAGACAGUUCGAACUUUUUCAGGUGAGCAGAAGAGAAAAAAGUUUGAACUUUGGGUGAAAGUUUCAAAACUUCAUUCAAAGCCAAAAUUCUCAUUUUCUACUUCAAAAAGGAAACAUCCGAACUUGAAUAUAUAAUGAUAAAAUCUUAUACGAUAAAAAAAUCACAAGGAACAGGAUUUUUUGAGGAGACUUCAGCGAAUUUCUAUCAAAUUAUAAACUUUUUAACCCCGUGAGAGGAACUUUUCUUUCAAUUUAUACUUCAAAUGCGAGGAAAAUUCUGAUAAAAUCAUUUUUAGUCGAAAUGUAACGAAAGUCUUUUUUCGUUCCUUAAAAUAAUACUCGAGGACUUUUUUCUCGAUUGUCUCAAAAGAACAUUCCCCAAUUUUAACUCUUUCAGGACUUGUCCAAAAGCGGAAUCGAGCCGGAGUGGACAGACGCCUUGGAUUGUCUGCAUUUGUCGCCGGAAAAUCAGGAUUUCUUCGUGGUUCCGUGCUUCCGCGGGGAGACUUUCCGAAAGCUACUGAGCAUCGGAUUGAGGUGGGAAACGAGAAAAGAAUUGAGUUAUUUUGAUUUUGCUCUUAUUUCUUCUAGGAUUUCUGGUAAGCUAGGGAAAAAAAUAAGUAAUAAGGUUUAAAAAAAAUCUUUUUUUGUUAGGUUUAAUUGAUUAAAAAAAGGAAAUGUUUCAACUCAAGAUUUUUUUCAUGCAAAAAAACUACGCCUUGGUAAUGCUUUAUUCAUUUUAUUAUUAAUUUUGACCUUUUUCAGAUUUGCCGAAAACCUGCCCUUUAUUUUUUUAAAAUCUAUCUUCUAUAAAAAAAUUUAGCAAAGUCUGUUUUUUUCAGUAAAUCAACUUUUUACGAAAAGUGUAACUAUUCAAGCAAUAAGAAAGUGCUCAAAGUGUCUUCCUCGAUGUUCAAAGUUUUCUCUGACCCUCCAAAAACAAGUUAUCUUUCUUAUUCUCUGACGGUUGUGUUUCGCGGAAUAAUUUUUUUACAUGGAGUGACGCUUUCAUACGAGAAUAUUAAAAAAACAAUUUCAAACAGAUUCAAAAAAAUAAUAGAGAAAAAGUUAUUUUUUUCAGUUUCCAUUUUAGGAUUUACGGCACCCCGAUUGUAAUCGAAUGUGUGGAGAAGUCGCAGCCGCUGCCUCGUUGGAAACAUCCCGUUUUUUCGAAUGUUUUCGAAGGAGUCAAAGUUUGCUUCACGGGUAUCGAGAUGGACAGAAGGGUUGGUUUCGUGAAAAUCAUAAAGAUAGCAAAAAAUUUUCGUUUUUUUUCGCUCUUUGACGAAACGUCAAAAGCUCCUCAAUAAGUCAGAAAAGAUCUUCUAAGGGUCUUCAAAACGGUGUUUAGAGGCUAACAGAAAAAGGAGCUGAAAAGCCUUUUUCCAUCCUUUUAGGAACUUUUAGAGGAACCUUUUCAGCUUUUUCUGGGUCGUUUAUGAAACAUUUCCUUUGUUUUAUGGUGAAAAUUUGCUGAGAAUCAAGUUUUCUAGUUUUUUUUAUUUUCGAUGUCUUUUAAUUGCAAAAGUAGGGCGAAAAUGUAAAAAAAAAUCCAGCAGUGAUUUUUCAACAGAUUAUUUUCAAAUUAUUUUUUAUUCAAAUUCAUUCACAGGCAAAGGAACAAUUUUUCCCUCAGAUUACUUUCAAUUAUGGAAAAAAAUUGUGAUUAUUAUUUUGCUUAUAGAAAUCCCUACGAGAAAAGGUCUCGUGGAUGAACGGAAUUUUCACUGAUAAAUUAUUUCCUGGAGUUACGCAUUUGAUUGCAUCGAAAGCGGAUUCUCAAUCGGAAAAAUAUAAGGUUUUUUUUUCGGUUUUUUCAACCUUUUUCAGAGGAACUACUCCUCAAAAAAUAAAUCGAAGAUGUUCGUUUGAAGGAAUGCGGCCGUGCUGGGAUCCCAAUAAUGAAGCCGGAAUGGAUCGAGGAUUUGUGGGAAAAGGCGGCGAACAAUUCGGAAGUCACGGCGAAACAUCCGGACAUCCUCGAGGCCUACAAGAUGCCCCUGUUCGAGGGAUUGGUGAAUACUUUUCAUUUUCAAAACAGCAAAAUCCUUUCUAUUUCCAACACAUCCACACAUUUAUUCAGUCUCUAGAGAAGAGAUUCUGCUAAGAUGGAAUAAUUUUAUUUUCGAAUUUAUUUUCAAUGUUUAAUACUUUUUGAAAUUUAUAUGCCGGCAAAAUGGUUCCGCGAAAGUCGAAAUAGCCGUCAGAGUGGAAAAAGAAAAACUAAAUAUUAGAAAUUCAGAGAAAUUUUUGCAAUUGGCGGAAAUUACUUAGAACAAAAAUUAAAUUUCAAAAAUAAGCUAUCUUUGAUUUUUUUCUUUCGAGGAUGGAUAACCAUUUCUUGGAAAAAAAUACUCAUUUUUCAAAAAAACUUUACUGUUAUAAAAUUCGAUUUCGAGCUACUUUUAAAUUCAAUUUUCUCCAUUCGAGUAGAGCUCUCCAGUGUAUUUGACCUCGUCAUAUGUAUAUUCUGAUUUUAAAAAAUAGCAGUGUUUAGUAUAACUUAUUGAGUGCAUAACAAUGUCGGGAAUCGUCGGAGAAGAUCGAACGGCAAACGGGCGACUGAUUGAACUGAAUGGCGGGAAACUGCUGCCAAACAUGCCGAGAUCGAGGUGCACACACUUGAUAACGGAUAAAGUGGCCGGCGAGAAGUUCAACAAGGUGAAAUCUCGAGGACUUUGAACAGAAGUUGGAGAAAAAUCACUUGAAGCUCAGUUUUGGAGAUUCGUCAUUGUUCUUCCAUCCAAAAAAUGAAGGAGCUAAUUUAGAUACAAAAAAAAAUGGGAUCCUGGAAAAAUUUCCAAAAAUAUAGGAUCUCCAGGCCUAUGAACAUUUUAUUUAAACUUAUGACGGAAUCAAAAUUUCUCAUAAAUAGACAAACAUUUCAUAAAUGAUAAUUUGGCAUUCUUUACUAAAAACUAAAAAAGUCAAACGGAGUUGCGUAAUUUUUGAACAAUCGCCAAAACCGCAUCGCGAUCGCUUCGCACACAUUCCGAGCCGCAGAUUAACUAUUUUUGAUCUUUCUUCAGAUCAGGAGAAGUUUAUUUCUGAUGAUUUACAGGCAACCGAGUGGGGAACUGUCCGGAUAGUUCAUUCACGUUGGCUUCGGAAGUGUAUCGCAGCUGGCUAUAUUCUAGAUGAAGCGUUAGUUUGAAUUGAAAAGAAAAUGGGCGGAGAGUGGAAUCUUUUUUGGAAAUUCCAGGAGUGUUCGCAAUACUAGGAACGCUAGAGUGGUCCCUAGAAAGGUUGAGGGAAAAUACAGCCCCGAUAGAAGACAAAAUAGGGGUGUGUAGAGGCGUCAACUUCAGAGGGUCCUUUCAGGGGUUUUUGGUCCUUGAAGGGGCCCCUGGGGUUGCCCCUACAGUGAGCACUUUGCCGUUCCUCAGUAUUAUUCUAAAAAUCGACUACAAAUUUCCUUAUUUUGAGCAGACCGUUAGAGUGACAAGGAGAAGCUUAAGAAGAUGGUUAUUUUAAAAGCCCAUUAUCUUUAAACUUCAAAAUGAUAAAUAUAUCAUUUUAGUAAAUACCACCCGAAAAUCGCGACGAUAGACAAGAUCCGAUCCAGCACUCCGGUAAAAGACGCGGUCAACGUUAGUCAGCAAUUCGCCGAUGUUUCCUCAAUCGCUGGUUCGAAAAUCCAAGGACCCUUGUUCAGCUACAACUUUCAGGCCCCGGCGGCAAACUCAACACGUCUUGCUCUUCGUUUCUGGGCACGCCGACGUCGUCUUCCUCGUUCGUCGCGAUGAGAAGAUUCAGUCAGAAGUCGGCCUCAAGUGGCGCCUCGGUUGUUCAGGUCACGAAAUCGGCCGCUUCGAUGAUUUCCAACAAAACUCCAUUGGCUGACGCGUGAGUUUGUUCUUCGACUAGACAUUUGACUUCUUUUAUUUUUGAAACGUUCGGUUGCGAAAACCUUUUCCUCGAAGUGUAUGUCACUUUUUUCUGGACCUUUCUCUGAAUUUUUUCCUCUGAUAAUCAUUUGCCUAUUUGAAAGGCGCUAGAAAGAACAUUGAAAAGUUCCUGCCUUGACCAGGAAUCUAAUUGAGAAAAUGUUUUAGAGAUAUGAGUUUUCGAAUUUCGCGUUCAAGACGAAUUUAGGUCUGAAACCCAUGUUGCGCAACUUUUAAAGUUUUUAUCCCUAAAGCUAAAAUUUUUGUAAGUUUGGAACUCCGAGAACAUCGAAAUUUUAUUGAGAACUUUCACAGGCAAUUCCAAAAUACUAGAUGAAAAGACUCGACAUGUCAAAUAGUGAGUGAGAAUAAAGGACAUCAAUUUUUUCAGAAGCAAUAUCUUGUCGAGAAGAUCUUCGAGUCGAAUGGUACUGAACGGGACGCCGACGACAGGAAUUUUCCCUCAGAAAACCCUCGAUCCGACGGAUGUCCUCGACGUGACUUCUGCCGCUGACUUUGACUUCCUCGAGGUCUUUUUUGUCACUUUUUGAAAAGUAGGUCGCGUCUUGAAAACUUUCUCUGCGCCCUCCUCGUCUCUCGGCGACCCUCUCAUAUUGCCGUGCUGUUUUCAUGUCUUUCUUACCAAGCCGUUGAAAGAACAAAGAGACGAAGGCAUUCGAAAAUUUUUCAAGUCGCGGUGAAUGAACUAUGCUUCCUGUUUGCUUGAUUUUGGGCCUCAAACGAAAAUUCAAUGAAUUUUUUUUUUCAAGGGCUGUCUGGUGUGGCUGUGUGGCGUGGAGGCGACGAAAACUGAGCGAUGGAGGAAAAUUUUGGAUCGGUUCGUUUCAAAACAGGAAAAAAUCAGGAUUUUAAAAGAUUACAGUUUGAAAAAUAAUGCUCGGAUUUCACUGAUAUUUUCUCAGUCUUUUGAAAUAUGUCCGCAAAAAAGGUGUCUGGAAAAUGUCGUGGGAAAAGUAUAGAAAUAGUGUGUGAGAAUGAGAGCGUUCUACAGUAACCUUUAUGUUUUUUUAAAAAAGAAAAGAAAAAGUCCAUUUUCGAAACAUUUUGUGAGAAAAACACCAUAAAACGAUUGUUGACUCACCCUGAAAAGGUGCACUUUUUAUCAUCUCUCUUUAUAUUUCUGUUUUUUUCCCACUUUCCUUUCCGGAAAUGAACCGACGCCCUUUUAUAUUACCUUUCUUUUCAAUGUCGGAAAGCAAUCAGUCUGGCCUUUUGCAAGUUUUAUUUUGGUUUUAUUUUGGCUUUUUUGCAGGCUAAUAGUUUUUUUUUUCGAAAAUUUCUGCCCGAGUUUUUCACUGAAGUUUACUAGGGAACGUUUUCAUUGAUGAAGUCCAUUUUAGGGCAGUUUAAAAUCUCCUGAUUACAAGAGAAAAAUUUCUCACAGAAGUUCGAAAAAAAGAUAGAAAUUAUCAUUCCCCUGUCGAAAAACUUUUUCAUACAUAGGCUGAGCUUCUCUAACCAUAAGGGUUUUUUAAAAUUUUUACUCAUCAAAAUCCAAAUCGGCUUCAGAACCGGCGCUACGCGCGUCCAACGCAUCGAGGCCGCAACCCACGUGAUCGUCGUCUCUGCGUCUCCGCAGGACAAGCCGCUCCUCCGGAAGGCGUCCGGCAGGACCGACGUCGUCGUCGUGACGCCGCACUGGAUAGUCGAGUGCUUCAAUCAGAAUGACCUCGUCGGACAUGAGGGUUCGUCGAGAGUUAGCGAAGUGAAACUUAUUCAUAGGAGCUUGCUCAGGUUUUUCUUUGCUUUGCGUCUGAAUUCCAAAAAUAAUUUUGAACUGUUGAACAUUGAAUGCUUUGUGAAUAUCGGAUUUCUGGAUACUAUACAUUUUUCGAUAAAAUUUGUUGAAUUUUAUGUUUUUCAGACUUUCUUUGGUCUGAAGAUGCGACUCAAAACGACUCCUCUUCCAUAGCAGAAAUCGCCAGGGUCCUUCGUUUCCUUUUUUUCGAAAUAAACAUUUGAAUUUUUCAGAAAAGACGAUCAAUUACUCCGAUUGAACCGCCCGAGCACGUUUCGGCCGUUUUGACCAAUUCUGAGGAAAAAACAGCGCCGCCUGUAGAAGUUCCACCUGUUCAGGGGAUUUUUAGGUACCUGAAAAGAUCGGAAAAAAGAAAAAAGUUAUGAAAAUUCAGUGGUUUGACGUUCCGGACGUUUGGCUCAGCGGUGAGUCCGGAGAAAACUGAGGAAAUCGCCGAUUUAAUAAGGAAGAAUGGAGGUUAGUUGAAGGGUUCAUCUUUUUCUUUUAGACUCUGAUUUCGAUCUUAGAGUUGUUCAAUUCCAGGUACUUUUGUCACGGCGAAAGCUGCCAACUACGCGAUUUCGGACGACACGAUUUUGGACGAUAUUCCUGUUGAUUGUCUGCGAUCGAUUUCUGUCACCUUGUUUUAUAUUGUCAGUUUUUUGAAUUCAAAUCUCAACGAAAAAUUAAAAGUCUAUAGGGACCAUUUAAGCUUUAGGGACUUAUGGGUCAAACCAAAAACCCCUUUAGGGGUCACUCUGGUGUUCCUAAGAAAUUUUUUUUCCCACAAAGAUGGUCAUUUUUCUUCGGGGUUCAGAAUUUUCUGAAGAUCGGUCAGAAAUUCUCUCGUAGUUCCAGAAAAAGUUCUCGAAAGUAUCAACCUGAAAAUCAUCCGGUUUUGAGAGGAAAAAGUUGAGGAAAGCCUAUUUUGACGUGUUUUGUGGGUUUUCUUCGACUCUCCGGCGAAAAAGUUGGCUGUAGGUUGAGAUUUUCAGAUUUCGAUCUGACCUGUUUUCGAAAAAAAGAGCAUGAAGAAAUGAAAAGCCCAUGAGAAAGAGUGAGAAGAGUUUGAUUUUCAGAAAAGAUGCGUCGAAGAAAAGACGAUCCUCCCUGUGGAUUCCCAUCCACUGAAUCUUCCCCUUCCUUCCCAUCGAACCUGCACAGUUUUUCAGGACGUCGUGGCCGUCAUUGAAGGCUUCGGGGAUCAGGAAAAGGUGGAAAAUCAUCAAGAAGAGUUGUUUGUAUCUAAACACCUUUUGUUCAGGUAGUUAUUGGGAAACUGAUCUCUGAUCGAGGAGGCCACGUUCAGGAAGUGAUCAGCUUGAAGAGGAAGUCGGAUCAUGUGGUGGGUUCUGAAGGAAAUCAAGAAUUCAGUUAGAAAGCUGCGAUAAAUAUAGAAAAUAAAAUAAUCUCGAGCUUUUUUUGAAUAUUUAGCUGUUUAUAGCGGUUAGCGGGGUGUACAUAACGGAAAAAUUGAUUUUUCAGGUAUCAUUUUAUCGUUUUUACAUCAUUUUCCAAGAAAUGUGUUUUGAACCAUGACUAAAAAAGAAUGAAGCACCAGAGUUUGGGAGUUUUUUUUUGGUCGCUCUGUUGGUUGUGGCGAUUUCGAAGUGUGUAUAGGACGCGGCCCGAGACAUUCCCUGGGAUUUCGUUCAUUCUCUUUACAGCGAGCCGUGACGCACAUGAUUGUCGGCAGCGAGACGGCGCGGGUGCAGAAGGCCAGGACCACGUCGAUGAAGGUGCGCCAGUCAUGAUUAUACCUCUUUUGGAGUCAGAAUUGAAUCGAUUCAUGGUUGAAGUCUAUAUUAGAGUCACUUUUCACAUAUGAAAUCGUAUUUCGAAAAGCUAGUUGUCAAAAAUCAAGCAUAUGGUCGAAUUUUUGAAAAAAUCAUUUUUUUUUAACCCGCAGGCUUGAAAAUAAAAAUAAAGGUUUAAGCCGAUGAAAGUGCGUCAAUAAUAAUUUAACUCUUUUUCAAAGUCCAAAUAGAAUCGAUUCAUGGUUAAAGCUUACCAUAGGGUCGUUUUCAACAUAUGAAAUUGUGUUUCGAGAAGUUAGCUGUGUAAAAUCGAUUUGUUGAAUAAAGUUUUGAGUUGAAGCUUGGGGCUUGAAAAUGGACAUGGCUUCAAAGUAAGUCUCAGUAAUUUCUAGCGGUUUCUCGAAAAAAAUAAUUAUUGAACUUUCCUUGUUAGAUCAUGAUAUUAUGAGCCAUUUAGGGACCAUUACAAUGCUUAUCACAUACUUUUUUUAUUAUAUGAAUAGAUAAAUUUUUAUUUGAUGUGAAAGAAUGACUAAACGUUGAGAAAUUUGGUUACAUCCUAAGUGCUUGUCGCAGACUUUUAGAAGAGCAGUGAAUAGUUUAAGAAUUUUUUUGGUUUGAAAUUAGAAGAAAGAGGGAUUUUUUUCAGAUUGUCGAUCUCUCGUGGGUCAUCGAGUGUGCCUCGUGGAACAAGCUUUUCCCCGUUUCCAAGUUUUUGUUUCAGGUUCAUUUCUUUUAUGAAAUUGAAAAAGAUUCCCCUAAUCUCACCAAAAAAGGUUCAACAUUUUUUGAAAAGAAAAGUAGCUAAGGAGUUAUUUGGAGUGUUAUUCUCCUCAUAAGAUUUUUAUUAUCUAAUUCGAAAAUGUUAAUUCUAAAUAUCAAUAAUUCUUUUUGUAUUUUUUGAAGUAAAUGUGUCCUCUGACAACCGGACAUAUCAGAAAUUCGAAUAUCUUGUAGGAAACCAAAUUCUUCGGUUACAAUGGCCGAACGGACAUCAUUUGGGAGAAAUGCGCCAAGAUCUACCUGUUGCCGAAUAUUUCCCAACGAGUGUCGAGUUUCGUCGCGCCUUUUGUCGAUGAGGACGAUUUCACGGAAGUCAUAGUUCCGGGAGAAGAAGCUCCUCAAGAGGUAAAUUCUUUAAAAGAAAAUUCGAAAUGAGUUGAUCCGGGAAGCUGUUUUGAAAUUCAGUCUGAGAAAACUUGAUGGAGGAUCGAAAUCGGAAUUAAAAAAUGUAGAAUUUGCUUUUCCAUGGAGCGAACAAGCUCAAUCCGUCGCGGCCAUUUUUUCUCAGAUAAAAAACCGCUGUAGACUGAAUUUCAUAAAUUUCUCCAAAAAUAAUUUAGCCUUAUAAUUUUUUUUUUACUUUACAGUUCCUUCAGCUACCCUUUCGAGCUCUCGCCCUCCUUCGUCAAAACUUUCGAAAAUUCUGUUGUUUAAAACGAUUUGGAAAAGGAAAAAGCCGGGCUUAUCCGCCGAAUUAUCCAUACCUGCGUAGGAGAGCAAAAUUUACGGGGGUGUAAAUUUGGUUUGGAAGCUUAAAAUAUCCAUUUUUACGUUUGAAGCUUCAUCUUUUUUCAGGUUUUUGUUUGGUUUCUUGACGUAUAAAAUAAAGUUUUGAAAGCGUAAAAGUGAGGGUGUUAAUCUGGCUCCUGUCCGGAUUAUUUUUGGAUUUUUUUAGUUUCAUUUUACGAAACUUUCUUCGAAAAAAAUGAAUCAAACAAUAGAAACUAGGAAAAUUCAAAGAAAAAAAUCCAAUAAAAAAAUACAGUAGAAUAUCAAUGCAUUUUUUGAAACUUUUGAAAGAAUUAAAUUUUUCGGAAGCAGAGAUGUUCAAAAUUUUUUUUUAAGUUUUCAAUUGUUAAAAUGCUUUCUGGGCUUUAUUGAUGUGGUAAAGGUUUUGAAGUACGUAUUCCUUCAUCGUUUGACUAAUUUCCGAGUCAGUUUUCUUAAAUUCACAAAAGUUUCUUUAUUUUCUAAGAUUUUUUUAAUUUGCGCCACAAAACGCUCUCAAAUCUUAAUGAAAACUAUUUCGCAAUUAACAUACUUUGAUUUCUGGUCAGGUUACAAUUGACAUGAAAUUUGUUUAAAAAACCCGAAAUCUCAGAAAAUUUAAAACCCAAGCACGAUUGAGAAUUCUACACAUUUUGGACACUCAAACUAUUCAGAACUAAUAUAAUAUUCAUAAUUUACAAAAAAAUUGUGACAAUUUUAAUUUUAAAAAAAUGAAAAAAACCUAGAAGAUCGAUGUUCGAUGCAGAAAAAAAAUUAUUUCCUCAGAUUUUUCUUCAAUUUUUUUUCCGAGUUGAAGAAACCCUGAAAGAAUAUUCAUCGAUCUUAAAACCGAAUUUCAUUCAAAAAUCGAUUUUCGAAGGCUUUGAAGCUCUGCAUUUCCCGAUAUAACAUUAAAACAACUCUUUUUAGUUUAUUUUUAUAUAUUUAAGUUCUUUUUCAAGCUAGUGUCUGUCGAAAAUUGCAGUUAGAAGGCCUAGAAGGAUAGAAUGUUGUAAAAUGACACGGAAAAACUGAUUUCUCAUUUCAUAAAAUUUGCCCUUUUUUUCAAGGUCAAGUCGGUUUUUGUGAAAAAAAUCCUAAGAACCGAAUUUGAUUCAAAAAUUGCACUAAAAAAAUUCCUUUUUGAGUUGAUUUUUUUAUAAAAUAAUCUUUUUUCCGAGUUAAAGUUCUUCAAAUAUUUUAUUUUUGAAAGCCAAGAAGUACUUUUCAGCUUAAAAUAACACUGAAAACUGCUUUUUAUUAUAAUUCCACAAAUCUUCCCAAUGGUUCUUUGAACACCUCCGGCAAAGAUUUUGCGAGCAGACUCCAAUCUUCUCAUUGAACCCAUUAAUUGUUGCAGACCGAGGUGCCGGAACACGUGUUGCCCCGGUCGAAGGAAGUCUUGGAUUAUCGACAGCCGUUCAAAAUGAAGUAGGCCAGAGAAAAAGAGACAGAGAAAAAAAGUUGCAUCCUAAUCCGCCUUUUUAUUGGAUUAUUAGGACGAAAAUCUGGACAUUGAUGUUGCGAUUUUGCUUUUCAUUUCUAUAUAUAUAUAUACAUUUCAUUAAGCGAUCCUGGAAGAUUUGGUCGCAUUUGGAAUGGCUCGAAGCGUUUUAGUUGAGAAAAAUGUUACAGUUAGAACCAAAAAGUGUAUAUAGACGUUUUUUUUUUAAAUUUGAAGUUGUUGUAUAUUUUAUUUUCGGCAAAUUUGAAAGCUCUGUUCUCAUCUGGGUAAAAACGGAAGAUAUGGCAACUUUUUUUCUCUUUCUUGGAUAAAUUAUUACUUGAAACACAAAUAACCUGAAUUGUUUGUGACUUUUCGAUUCAAAACCUUAAUUAAUAAAUUGAGAAUUAUCAGGCUUGAAAGAGAAUAUAUUCUCAUUUCUUGAUUCAAUUCAAAUUUUAAUUGAUUACAGUCUGAACCUCGACGGUCUGACUCAAGUUCUCGACGCGAUUCCGUCGCCGAAGGCGCAGAAAGAGGCCAAUGAAACUAUGGUUCGUUGAUUUUUCUGAAAGUUUUGGAUUUUUUGUUUCGGAUUCUGGUUGCUUUUCGGAAUUUUUUUUUCUUUAUAAAUCAAAUGAGAUCGAUUUCUAAAAGCUAGAUUAGUCUCUCGGAAUGUUCAAAAUCCCAAUAUUCGUGUUCAAAUCAACACGAUUUUUGUAAGACUUGGUUGACUCUAAAAAAAAACAUCGAAAUCCAGAUUUUGAUGCUUCGAACUUCAAAAAAAAAAGCUGUAAGACUGGGAAACAGCUUUCCUACUGGGAACAUUCAAGGAAUUUAGACCUUGCGCCUCAAAAACUCCACCAAGAGUUUGACAACCGAUUUUCGUAAUUUGGAGGCUUUUUUCAGUCUUAUCGGUUAUAUCAUAUCAUUUCCAGACAACCACAUUCGUUGGACGAAUCCUCCACGAGGCGGUUCAACGCACCGGAGUCAAGGAAGAAGUUCCGAGCCUUGGAGAAGAAGUCAGAGAGAAACGGAGAGAAGACGUUCUCAAAAGAUUGGCUGAUCCGCCGGCGGAUGUCAAGUGUGCCACUAGUGUACACUUUGAGAAGAUAAAGGUUGGUCUGGCGAUUUGGAAGCGGAAAGUUCGCUCUAAAGACAAACUCUGACAAACUCGGACCGAACCGGAUGCGCCUCGGACACUGUGACGUCAGUCCCCUAAAGUGAUCACUAGAAAAAAGCCAAGGGUGAUUGAAGUAAAAGAACUUUAACAAACAAAAAGAAGAAUUUUUUUUAAUUCUAAUUUUUUUUUUCGAAUUUUUUUUAAUAAAUGUACCGACCAUUUUUUGCAAAGGACUUCAGACUUAAUCCAAAAAAAUUUUUUUUCUGUGGUUGAAGAAAAAAAUGUUGGAAUUUUUCUGAGCGCCAGCUAGUCCUAAUCUCUGAAACAAGACUCAGAAGCUGCAAUUUAUUAUAAAGCUUUACGAUCAAAAUUUCAAAAUUUUAACCAUUUGGAUAGAUUUUUGGGGAUGAAUAUAUUUUUUUUCUGAUUUUCCUAGGUUUUAUUUGAAGUUUUUAAAGAUUUGCGUAGUUUUUUUAAUAUUAUUUUUUUAAGUGACAAAUGUAGGGAAUCAAAAAAUAACUUAGCGAAAGAAGUCCUUCAAUAGCAAGACAUCAUUUAAUGAAGAUCAACAAAAAACUAUAAUAAUCUUUUUUUUUCUCUGAAGCCUUUUUGGAAGCUUUGAGAAGCUUGCCAGUUUGGCACCAGUUUCCUAUAUUUUAGGGACCUUCUGAAAGACCUUCCUGACGAUUUUGAAAGAUCCAAAUUCCCUGGAACUUUUAAAAAAUGAGACUUAGUCUCGAGACCUUUAAUUAAUAAGUUCCUUUAAAGACCUUAGUAGGGCUUUUUUUUCUGAUCUCCGAUUGGAAAGAGAGGGCGGCACGCAAUCUGUUGCUUUCAUCAUCAGUUAAAACCUUCCUCGUUUUCUCUCCCUCAUUCUCGAUUCCGGAAUAUCAGACCGCCCUUUUUUCGGAUUCCAGACUAAUGAUAUUGGCAACGGAGGCGAGAUUUCGCGUCGGGGCGCAUCUGCUAAUGCCUCAAUCGCCUCGAACACCUCGACAAAUGGUCUGAAGCGACUUCGGACCAAGGUUCUUGGUUUUUUUUUGUGUUUUCAAAUGUUUCUAAGAUAACUACUCAGUCCGGUGCGAGAUCGCGACGAUCUCGCAAUUCUUGCAGGCGCGACUUCGCAUUUCUCUUGGUGCGGUCUCGCUUUUAAGUAAUUAAAAAGAAACUUUUGAGUGCGAGACAAAUGCGAUAUUGUUCCGAAGAAGAUACAUCUUAGGCGCGGCUACAAACGGCACAAUUUUGCUAUCAUCCAAUGCAAAAGAGCUCGCUUUCUUGUGAAAUGAAUUUAUCUGUCUAGUUUGGCGCGGGAUAAAAGCGAGGUCGCUGAUGGUAGAUCGACGACGAGCUGCCCUUGUGCUGGUGCCCGGAAACCGGGCUUUAUACCUAUAGGUGGAAGCCUCGAAAAGAGAGCGACCAAUUCGAGUAGAGAUUUUACAUUCUUAUUAUGAAUUUCUGUCCUCUUUUUCCAGAAUAGGAGAGUAAAGUUUUUUUCUCAAUACUCAAAAGUCCUGAUACUUUGUAGAAAGCAAGAUGAGCAAUGAAAUCUCGGCGACAUAUUAUUCACGCGUAGAUGCUGCCGUUUUUAAUCUUUCAUUUUUUUUUUCGCAUUUUCUGUUUCAGGAACCUCUUGAAAAUGUCCCUCCAGCGAAAAGAACGCCGUCGGGAGGAUCUUCAGAAACGUCAAAGCUUUGCGAUGUGAGGAAAAAUUCAUUAUUUCUAUUUCAGGCCAAGAUUUCUCUGCACCUCUAUUUCUUUCGCGCUAUUACCAUGUCCUAUGACGUCGCCAGUGAGAAAAAAGAGAGCGCAGACAAGUCAGGCAGUUCCAAGUUUUGGCGAAUGGAGUUUAAAGCGUUUUGGAAUUUUAUUUAACAUAGUUUAGAACUCGAAAAAUUCCUGAUUUUUUGAUUUUAUUUGGAAGAUUCUUUUUUUUAUAUAGAACAUGGAAGCAACGAAUCUGUCGGCCAAUGAAAAUCACAAAAAACUCGAGCCAAACCGGAAAGAAUUCUCAACGGUCGUUUCAAAUGCCAGCACUAUAAGCUUGCCGCCGGAAGCACGUUUGAUGUAAGUUUCGAAGGUUAAAAUGAGAAAAAUGAGGUUAAUCGGUUGAAAUCUGUCCAGAGAAAUUCAAGGAAGACUUGUUUCCGUAGAGUACAAUAUAAUGUACUGAACUUCUAGAUCUUCAACUUCCUUGGUUUAUUAAACGUUUGGUAGAAGAUUUGGUAAUACCCAAUCAUUUUUUUGCAUGAUUUCCCAUCCAGUUACAAAACAUCCUUUAUCGUCAAGGCUAACUCCCAAAAAAUGAAGGGGGUUACAUAGGUGGUUAAUUACCUUGUGUUCUUCUUCUUCCCUAAAGCAUCGCCAUACCAUCUUGAUGUUGCAAAAAAUAAGGUGAUUUAUUUAUUGAUGGGUUUUGAUUGAAUAAAUUCGAAAGUUCAGCAGGAAUUGCCAAAUUCGACGUAAUUCGUAGCAUUGUAGGGAAAUAAUGGAAUAAUUAAAAGUAUCGAGAAUUUUUCAUAUGUAGUACUAAGGCUGAAGAUGAGGAACAACCAGUUAGGAAAAUUUUUGAUUGAAAACUUUUAGAAACCCAGCGACACAAGCUCUAGAUGGCGUUUCACACCACCUCGGAUUCCUUAAAAUCCUAAUUUGAUGCAGCAAAAGUCAUGAGUUAAUGAAAUUCUCAAAGAACUUUUCUUGAGAAAGUUAUCAAAUUCAACGUAAUUUGGAGCGUCGUAGGAAAAUAAUCGGAUUCAGUCUUCGUCGUUCGACACCAGAAGCGAUGCGGCCGGCGUUGAUGGAUGAGGAUUUCGAGAACACCCGGGAUCCGUCUUCUGUUCAAGACUAUCAGCGGCGGUUUCUUCUCAGCGGCUUCCCCAAGGAGGUACUUGAGGGAUAAAUGGGCUAUAAGGGUGCACGCUAUUUCCAUGAAAAACUCAAUAAGUUAGCGCUUCUUGAAUGAAAAAAUAUCAAAAGUGGAAUAAUCGACAAAUUUUUGUUAAAUACCCUUUUUUAUAUUUCAAGUUACAACAAAGAAAUGAAAGGUCAAGGCUAUAUCUGAUCCUCUACAAGGAUCGCCGGAAUUAUACUCCUGUAGGGACCACUCUGGCGGUGUAAGCUCUGUUAAAAAUUUACAAAGAAAAAAAUAAAUAAAAAAAUAGGAUGAAUAGAAAAUGAAAAAUGAAUAGAAAAAAAGAAAAAAAUAUAUAUAAUAAACUCUUAAAAAAAGAAAUUAAUCUCUCUGAAGAAUUUCGUAUUUGAUUUUACACCGUUCUUCCUGUUUUCGCAGGCUCUUUGUUCUUAUUCCAAAUAUUAGGCAUUUUCUGUUCUUGAUUCAAAUUGCUCCAUUUGCAGGUCCGAAAAUCACUGGAAGCCGAUAUCGAAGGCCUCGGCGGCCGCGUCGAUCCCGAUUAUCACCGCGAUUCGACCCAUCUGCUCUGCACGAAAUUAGUGAGGGAUUAUGGUUUUUGGUCCGAGAAUCAAUUCUUCUAAUGUAGAAAUUUCCUAAUCCCACCUUCAAAGCUUAUAAUGGCCACAGAACGGGAAAAUGUCCCUUUUUCAACUUUCUUAAUCGCCUUUAUUUUGUCCAUUUUCUUUGAACUCCGAAGAAUUUGGAAGGUAACAUUAAAAAAAACUCAUCUGAGCUUUAAAAAAGUAAUUUAUUUUUAGUCAGUGAGAAGAAAGUUUUUGGGUUAUGUUUUUAAUUUUAAAGACUCGUAAAAUUAAGUCAAAAAGAGGGGGAAAAUUUGAAGUGUAUGACGAUUUUUGGUUUGAAUAUGAAUUUUCGAACCGUCGUGAACGAUUUUUUAGUCAACACGUUUCAGAAAAAGUUUACAGAUUAUUUCUAGUUGAAAAACGAAGAUUUCAAAACUAUUUGGCUCUUUUUGUCUUUGAAGCCCGUAUAAAUGAAAAAAUCGAUUUUUUGCGUUUUCAUUUUUCUUGGCUCUUUAAGGUUUUCACGUACUUUUAUAAAAUUGUCAUUAUUAUCAUUUUCUUUCUGAUCAGAUCCGAGGAACGAAACAACUUGCAAUGGUGGCGGCUGGAAAGUGGUGCCUCGUACCGGAAUAUAUGGACGCUUGUGUUAAGGUUCUUUUGUUGUUUGAAAAGCUCUUUUUCAAUGAAAGUUGCGUUUUUUCUCAAGCAAUUUGAAUUUGAAGUAGUUGAGAAAGCGAAAUUUCGGUUUUUAUUCACACUUUCGAUUUGCUUAGAAAAAUGGACUUAUUAAAACAGACAUAAAUUGUAAAAGAGCAAUUUAGAAAAACAGUUUCAUGUCCUGGACUGCCUAAUGGAAGUUUUGCAAUUUUGGAAAUAGAAAACGAAAUGUUCUGAACAAAGAUUAGUAAAUUAUUUCGCAGAGGACUAAAAUGGCACAAGGGACUCCUUAAGCGCUAAUGAACAUUUUGAGGCCGGACGAUGGCUUCCCGAAGAAGGCUACGAAUGGUGUGAAGGAAGGGUCGAGAGAUCUGCAACGGAACAAGAAAUCCAACUGGCGCGAUGCUGUCGACGCUGGCGACAGCGCAUUUCCGAAAUGCCGCCCAUGAACUCCAAUUGUUGGGUGAGUUCGAAGGGAAACAACUGUAGAGAGCUGGAUAUUCUUCUUCCUACGCCUUUGUUCCUCGUGGAACCAAUUCGAUGAUGAAUGGUCCUGUCCUGUUAUCAGUGGACUGGCUCUAGUCCCUUAUCCGUCCUUGUGGGGGUUUCGAAGUCGUGCUUUCCCACUAUCCAAAUUCCUUAAACCCCUUGGUUGGAUCGCGGCGGGAAUCGAACUUGUGACCCUCUGGUCCGUAGACUGGCACACAACCUGUUGCGUGUCUUUAGAGAGUUGAAUUUCAGUUUUUCAGAAGGUUGAUCACUUUUUGAAGCUCCAUUUCUUGAGAGCGAUGGGAAAAAUCAUAAAUUUUUGUGAAUUUUUACAGAAAACUGUUCGUUUUUCAUUCAAUGAGUAGAGGCUUCUGAAAUUGGCUUUUUUGUGUAAAAUAAUUAUUGUCUUUUCUGACGGUACUUUUUCUAUUAUUUUCAACUUCUCCAAAAAAAAAUCUUUUAUUAUUGAUAAGACUAAACGAAAAAACUCUACUUUUGCAUAGAACUCUAUCUUUGAGUAGAAUGUCGAGAUUUGAUAGAUAGUCUGGAUGAUAAGUUUAUUUUCCAGGAACGGAACGGGGCCUUCGUCGGAUGGCGCUGCGUGGUGCACAAGGACGACGAGCGGACGAUGAACGUGAUCCCGAUUCUGAUGGCCGGCGGCGCGACGAUCAACAUCGUCGACGACUUCUUGGACGUCCUCUCGACCCGACCUCGCUUCGUCUUCGUCUCGAGUUCCUUCCCCUGGGAUCGCGAGGUCAUUCCUUCCCUUCCCUUGACCGGAAACACACUUGCAGUUCGUCUGCGAAGCGGUUGCGAUGCGUUCAGGCGCCAAUUCAAAAAUGAUCGCAAUAGUUGAAGUUUUGAACUUGAAUAUAGUUGAUGUUUAAAGUUAGUUUUUACCUCAAAAAACUCGGAAAGAUCGAAAAUUGGCGCCAAAAACGCUCCCAAAGCGCUUUUUCUUGUCCAUAUUCUAGACUCCUUUCAAAGAUUUUUCGAAUACACUUUUUUCAGAGCAUGAAGCGACUGAAACACGCGGACGUGCCUCUUCUCAAUUUCGAGUACAUUUUCAUGUAUUUGGUCAAUGAAAAUGUCUCCAUCGAAUCUUUCCCGUAUAAAUAUGUUGACUAUUAAUUUUAGUACUAAUUUUUUUCAAUUUAUUUUCGAAAUCUGUAACUACUUGUUGUAUUUUUUUAUUUUUUUCCGAAUUUACGAGUUUCCCAUCACUUUUUGGCUGUGAAUUUCGCUCAUCUGUCGUUUUUUUACAUUCCACUUUAUUAUUUUAUUUUCAAAUUUUUAAUUAGAUUUAAAUUCAAUCUUAACUUGUAACUUAUGCUUUCAUUAAUUUUUAAGGAUCUCUGUGCGAAUAAAAUUACCCCAUUUUUUAUCGUUUUUCUCGCUUUUUUGGUAUAAAGUUCUCCGAUAGGGGAUCUUUUAAUACCUUUCAUACAAUCAAAUUUUUUCCAUAAAUUUCCGAUUUUCAGGCGGAUGUUUUUUAGCGGAAGGCGUUUUUGAAGGCAAAUUUAUUAGAGAAGGAGGAUUUUUCUUUUUGGGAUCAGGUUGGUUUUUUUUUUUUGCUUUAAAGAGUCCCUAUAGCGAUCACUCUGGCGUUCCUAUGUUACAUGUUAGAUGGAACUUUGAAAAUUAAAAACAAUAGUUAUUCAAGGAAGUCUAGAAAAGUUCGCGUAACUUUACAGUUCCAAAGAAAAUUUUUUUAGCUGGGUAAUAUUCGUUUUUCAUCAAUUGUCCUACUUCAUCUAAAACUCUGAAAUUGUUCGUUUUUAUUAUCCUUAACUUUUUUUCAAACUCCUGAAGAUUGAUCAAAUUAGCAAUUAAUGAAGAAAGAAACAGAGAAAUGAAUCGAAUCGGACAUGAACUUUUUUUUUAAACAAAUCGUAUUUAGGAAAUUUUUUGUAUUUUUCCUGUUUAUCCCCUUUUUUGAGUUCGAAUAUUCUCAGACCGUUUCAUUCUGUCCAGAUUUUGAAUUUUAAGCUGUCGCUCAAACCCUUAACCAAUUAGAGCGCGAGAGCCUUUCCGAAUGACGUCAUUGAAAUUAAAAAUAUGAGCAGAUUAUAUCGAAAAUUCUCUUCAAAACGGCUCUAUUUUCAGAUAUGUCGCUGCACGCGCCGACGACCAAAAUGCGGACGGCACCUAGUUUAUUAAAACCGCCUUCGAAGCCGCUUCUGUCCUUGUCGGACCAUGAUUGCUUAAGGACACCUACGAUGAGCGAUAUGUUGAAGGUUCGUCCAUUGCGUUGCCCCAAUAGGGACCACUCUAUCCCCUCCUAAGUUGUUUAGACUUUUAAUGUUAAGCAGAUAACUCGGCUUGCCUGAAUUUUACCUCUAUAGGGGGGUUAUUUUUGUUUUAAAGAGAACGGUUUUUCCCCCUUAAACCCUAGAGGGACCACUCUGGCCUUUCUAAGAACGAUUUCCGGACGCGUUUUAUUAGAAAUAAAAAUAAUCCAUGCGGAUUCAGCCUAGAUUAUUUUGUUCUAAACUUUUUAAAAAUAAUUUCUCUCAAAAAAAAACUCCUCUUCCCUGGAAAACUCAAAUCCUUUGUUGAAUUUCUCGUUUUUUUUUCAUCCAAUACAGUUGACGAAAAGUUUUGAAAGGCAAAUCUCCGUGCAAAUGCUUCAAUUUGGCCUGCGUUCCGAAAAUAUUGCCUGAGUCGUUUUGGAUCGCAGGAAAUUUCGAACUUUGAAGUAUAAUACUCCUUUCACCACUAACACAUUUACUUUUUGCUCUGGAUUUUUCUGAAACUUGGCCUUUGAUGAUAAUCGAAGGUGCGCAAAAUUUCAAUGAUUAAAUCAAAAACACAGUCUUGAAUCAUCUUUUUUAUUACUUGGAAACAAUGCAGAGUCCUUAGGAAUCUCCUGAAAAACUGGUCGGAAAACUCUUGGAUGAUAUCCUGGAAGUCACAACCUGCAAAACUGUUUUUUUUUCUAGAAAUGAAAACUCCAAAUCCUCAAAUUGUCCGUUUUAAUGGAUUUUAAGGAUUUUAUUUGAUUUUUUGAUGUCCUAUCCCAAAAAAUAGGCAGUUUUGCAAGUUGAGACUCCCAGGGUCUAUUCCUGAUAUAUCGACUAGCGCUUCAGCCAAUUUUCAGGAAAUUCCCAACCAAAAAGCAGAAAGAUUCUCCAUGUUCAAUAAAGCACUAAAAGAUGAAAAGUAAAUCGAUUCUCCAGACGCCGACGAUCUUGAGCUCGCCGAAGCAGACGCCGCUGACUCUGGAGGGCACUCCGCGGUUUCAGCAUUUCAGCGGUUUCACCCCGCAAAACAACCAGACCUUCUUCGGCGAUCACGAGCCCCUUUUGACCGGUGAGAUCGUCGCCAACAAGACCCGUUUCAUCACAAUAUUGUCGGGAAACUCUGAUUUUUGGGAGGAAUGCUGUAAUUUUACAGUUGCAGGCUAUUCCGAAUCAAGCUUGUGGGAAAAUUUGAGAAUAAUCUAUGUUUUUUUUUUUUUCAGAGAACUCAGGUAUCGAGAAAUCUUUUUUAAAAAUACGGAAGAUUGCUGUUUGUCGAUAGAUUUACUGGGAAAGCUUCAUUUUACUGUAAAGUUUACUUUUGAAUUUUUAGAAAUUUCGCCAAAUUCAUUCGUAGUAUUUUUAAUUUUAAGGGAUUCAGUUUUUUUCAAUAACCAAAUCAUAAGAAUAAAAUUUUUGAAAAAAAGCAAUUUAGUGGGGGAAAAAAAGUUAGUUGUUUAAAGUUAUAGAGAAUGGAAUAACAGUAGUUUUUAAUUUUUGAGCUCGAUAAGAGGUCCUGCUUGAGUUUCAGGUGAAACUGACUGUUUGAGUUACCUUUGAGGGUAGAUUAAUGAGUAACAAUUAAACUUCCUCAAAAUCCUCGGAAAAAUAGACUCUGGCGUGUCUUGAAAUCACUGAAAAGGUAGUUGAGGUUCCGAAUUUUUACUUCCCAUUUCUUGAAUGUCUCACAAGGGAGGUCAUUUGACUUUGCGACUGGGAAUUUCCUGAAGUUUGGCCAAAAAUUCCUUGACACACCAAAAGAAGCUUCCGAGUCUCAACCUGCAAAAGUUUCCUAUGUUUCAGGGAACAUUGAGAUUCAAUCGAUAACCCACCAGGCGAUGCCGGGUCCUGUCCAUCAUCAUCAGCUGCCGCCGCCGACGACCACCACGAACCUUCCGGUUCCAAAUCAUGAACGUGGGAAAUUCCCUUUUUAGUCAGAAAAUGAACUGAUUCAAAAAUGAAAUAACCUUGAAAGCUAUCGAAAUUCGUUUAGUGGCCCUUUCGGGGUUUUGACGUUUUAGUGACCACUGUAGUGGUCAAAUUAGUAACCUCUUUAGAAGUCUAAGCGAUACUACUAGACUACCAAAACUACUACAGUUUUCACUAAGACGCAAAAUAGUGGCUUCCAUAGAGGUGUUUUGAGUGGCCACUUUAGUGUCCUCUCCAAGUAGUCUUUGAGGAACCUUAUAAGCGGUAGCUUUUGCAUUAUACUAAAAAAAAAUCAUCAGCUCCACCUACGAUGGUUUCUUAAAAUAGUUUUUAUUUUUUUAAAAACUCAUUUGUAUUACAUUUUUUUUGUAAGUGAGAAAACUAUUUAUGUUGAUUUCAGUUUUUGAAUGUCUUUUCUCAUCGACUAGCUUAUUUUGAACGAUUUAGAAAGCCUGAUCCCAACUGGAAGUGUUCCCGGGAGCAGUUCGGGCGGAAUUUCGGCCCGAAGAGAAAAAACGACGAUUCAGUUCAAUGGGACCAUCACGACGAACAUGCCCGUCGGCUUGAGCGGCGGAUUAAAUUCUCCGGGUACUCAAUUGGUUUCUUAAUAACAAAAAAAAUAGUUCAUUCCAUUAUAUUACAUUCCAAAUUUAUCUAAAAACGGCAUUUAAAAUUGAUUUUCUCAGGUCUAUCCGCCUCGAUGUUCCAAUUUUCGCCGAUGGUUGAACAUUUCCUUCAGUCUCUUUCUAAGGUUCAAAUUUUCCAUUUUUCUCUCAUAAAUUCGUUAUUUUUAGAGUAGUGGUUUGCCUGAUUUGACAAUUGUCGAAUCUAAAAUCCCCGGAUUGAAUAGUGAUUCGAGCGAUUUAAUGAAGGUUGGUGCUAGAUUAUUUUAAAAUUUCAAGAAGAAUGUAUGACGGGAGAAGAAAAUGGGAAGUUUGUUCUUGUACGGAAAAGAACAAGAAAAAGCAGAAUUUAUGGCUAAUUUGGCUGGCUUGAGCUUUCGAAAAGAGGGUCCUGACACGAUAUGAAAAGAGAAAGUGUAUGGUUUUGGGAGAGCGCAGACAGGCCACGCCCUCUUGAAUCUCAAGCUAGCCGUGAUUCGGCUCCUGAUCUGACGUCAAUUAAAACCCAAAAAUUAUAUAAUUUUUUUGCUCAAAAACUGAACGUGAACUAAAAUUUCGCAGAACGGCACGGAAACAAAAGAGAAAGAUGGGACGCCGCCGGGCAACAAAAGGCGGACCAAGGGCCAGUCCCAGACCCGCCCGCCCCCUCUUCAGGUUCAUUUCUCGGCUUUUUCUUCUUUUUUUCGUUUAUUCAGAAGUUGUUUGAAAUUGUUUUGGAUAUUAAUAAUAAUAAUAAUAGUUUGAUUCACAAGAAGAGAGAGAUGGAAAAAUUGAAACUGAAAAUCGAAUCGACUUUUUCUCCUUGAGUUUUAAAACUUUUGGGUAAUGAUCGAAUUGGUUUUAAAUUCAAAAAAAGACAUGUUUACUUCUCUCCUAAUUUUUUCGUUCUUUGAGCUAAAAAUUUAAUUUGCGGUUUUUCUGCUCAUUUCCUGCUGUUGAUUGUUUCUGUGAACAGUUUUUUUUUAAUACGGGAUUUUCUCAAUUUUUUUUUCACCUCGUAGGUCUUUUUCAGAAUAUGAAAAGCUCGUCGAAUUUAGGUUUUUCCAUAUUUUCUCAAUUUUAUAGAACUUUGUUUAGUGAAUUUUUUUCCAGAAAUUCGAGAGAAAUAUCCUAUUUUUUUCUGUUCGUUCCAAACGAAAUUUAUCUCUUUUAAGGGCAUAAAUCAGUGUCAUCCGGGACCGGCACAGCCGCCAAACAUUCCAGUAACGUCGUCUUUUGGUAGCCAUCACUAUAGGUACCCUUGGAAACCAAAAAUGUACACAUUUUAUGAUUUUCCUUUCUCUCAGUGACUCGAUGAUGUUCGAGCCCAAACCGGAACCCAUCGACGACUACACCUAUGGCCAACAGAUGUACCCCCAACAUAUGGGUGAGUUAAUCAGGGAGAUAUUUGAAAAAUGUCUUCUUUUAAUGGCUAUAGUAUGAUAUUUCUGGUCUUUACUGCUACUAUUUUCUAGUUUUUCUACAAAAUUCCAUGUAAAAGUCGGAUAAAAGGAGAUCUUUUAAAUAUACUUCUGGGCGGUCUUUGAAAGAUCUCUCAAGGAGUUCCUUGAAGGGACCCUUGAAAGACCCCUUAAGAAGCUGAGAAUCACACUAAAUUUGCAGAUACAAGCGAUUAUAUGAUGGGACGAAUGCCACCUUCGCCUGAUGAUAUCAAGUUGGGACAGGUAAAGAAAAAUGAGAAGAAAGUGUGAUAAAUAUGAUAAGGAUAUACAAAAACAGAAAAAAGUGUCCAGGGGUUAAUAUCAAGCUUUAAAAAUGGUUUCUACUUCAAAAGUUUUUAUCAAGAUUUUUUCUAAAAUAGGUUACUAUCUGGAUAUACCGGCUAACUUCAAAUAAAACCGCAAUGAGAAUUUUUUUUUAAAGAUGUUUGGUAAGAUGAAAAAAGAAAGUUUAUUCAAAGGUUCUGAGAUUUUAGCAUUUUUUCUUGGUAUAUUUACGAGAUAAUUGGAAUUUAAAUAUCGAAAAAAAGAGUGAAGACGGCUGUCAAUAGUCAUUAUAAACGUCCGGAAACUCAAAAAGGAAGGUUUUAGUAGGGAAUGUUGGGCUUCAAAAAUCGUAUUUUCAACUAGCAAGUUUUCCUGCUUCAGAAUAUUUAAAUCAGCUUUUUUUGAACAAGACAAUGAUUCUGUGCCGUUUUUGUUGGGUUGAAAUUUUUUUCAAUUUCAAAAUGUUUUCUUGAAAAAAGAAGUUUCAGAGCACGGGCGGCUCACAAGACCGACCUUAUAAAUGUCCGAGGGAAGGCUGCGACAGGAGAUUCACGAGAAGCGACGAACUGACCCGCCACAUUCGGAUCCACACCGGCCAGAAGCCUUUCCAGGUAUCAUUUUCCGACUUUUAGUAGUUCAGAUAGCGCGAAAUUUCCGCAUCUAGAAGCUUUUGAAGGAAUCUCUUUGCAAAAAAAAAUAUGAUUAUCUUUUUCUUUGGGAUAUUUUAAAGCCGAGAAAGAAUAUAUUAAUAGCAAAUUUUUUUGCCGGCUUGCAAGGCGAGAUUGGUAAAUUAGCAGAAAAAUAAGGUUUUUUUCGUUUUUUUAAACGUUUAUCCGUUGAAUUGAAUUUUUUUAUAAGCUUUUAAAAAUCUCAAAGCAUUUGAAAAAAACUCUUUAAAAAUAAAAAAAGACGUGAAAGGGGGGGCGUUUGACAUAGAGUUUCCCGCGCACAGACCACGUCGUCUUUGCCAAUCUCCCCUCUCAAGUCGCGACGGAUUAACAACCAUUUCAAAACUGGUGAAGAAAAAGAAAAAGUCAAAACUUUGCAGUGCCGAACCUGCAUGAGGGCCUUCUCGCGGUCCGACCACCUGACGACGCACAUGCGGACCCACACCGGCGAGAAGCCCUUCACCUGCGACGUCUGCGGUCGCAAGUUCGCCCGAAGCGACGAACGCAAGCGACACACCAAAGUGCACAAGGUGGGUGAAACUGUGCACCCGACCGACGACGGUUUUGAUUGUUUUGGGAUUAAGCUCGAGGGCAAGUCCAAGGCCACGCCCCCGUCCUUCUCCAGACGAAACUCGGCCGCCCAACAAGGUCGGCUCAUGAUGCCCGAAUAG